AUGACGGCAUUGACGAGGAGCCCCUUUUGGGCCCUGGCCACGGCCUUUACUGUCCUGCAGAGGACUGCGGCCGGUCCCACUAACAGUCCUUCGGCCUCCUGCAGCGUAAAGCCGUUGCUUGUCGACUUGUCAGCUGAAGUGCCCCGGAUGAUGGACUUGAUCAACAACACCCGUCUCCCAGACCUGCCUGUGUACCCAGGGGUUGGAUCGUCGAUGGGUAUCGACUUGGAUGUUUUGAAAUCUCUCAAAGAUGAAUGGCUUAACGAGUUUGACUGGGAGGAGGAACAGGAGGAGAUGAAUAAAUUGAACCACUACACAGCCGUAAUCGAAGGCCUCACAGUCCAUUUUACCCACGAGGAAUCCGACGAUCCCGCCGCAAUCCCCCUUCUCAUCAACCACGGCUGGCCCGGCUCGUCCUUUCUCGAGUUUGGCCCCGUCCUCGACGCCCUAACCGCCUCGGCAGAGACGGAAUACGGGACGAACGUCUCCUUCCACGUCGUCGCCCCCUCUCUUCCAGGCUUCGCCUUCUCAGACCCAGCACCCGAGAACUGGACUCUCGCCGACACCGCGCGCAUUUACAACGCCCUCAUGACAAACGUCUUGGGUUAUCCCACGUUUGCGGUGCAUGGAACCGCCCACGGAGCCGCCGUCGCCUAUACCCUGUACGAGGACCACAACACCACCACGAGAGCCGCACACUUUAGCUUCAUUCCUUUCUUCCCGCCGACGGCCGAAGCGGUGGCUGCCAUGGGUAUUACUCUUGAUCCGUUGGAGCAGUUCAUGCUGAAGAGGUCGGACGAUUGGGGGCGGACUGGGAACGCCUAUUAUCUUCUUCAGUUGAAUACGCCAAAUACCAUUGGCCUCGCCUUGUACGACAGUCCAGUGGGACAGUUGGCGUGGAUAGGGGAGAAGUAUAUCGACUGGUCCGAUCCCAGCGCCGGUGUUCCACCUUCGCUCCUAACCAGGCGGGAGGUUCUACGAUGUGUCUCUCUGUAUUACCUGACGCACACCUUCGUGUCCUCGAUUUACACCUACGCCCAGAAUCCCAUGGCUUUCAGGCACGCUUACACCAAGCCCCCGACCACGGCGCCGCUACUUCUCAGCCAGUUCAAGUACAAUGUCGGGUUUUGGCCCAGACAGGUCGUGGAGACGGUUGGCAACUUGGUUGAGUAUAGGAAUCACGAACUGGGAGGCAACUUUCCGGCGUUGGAUAACCCGGACGCUCUUAUUGAGGACAUUAGGAGAAUAGGGGACUACUGGGAACAGUCUUGA
Messenger RNA from Sodiomyces alkalinus F11, 1272 nucleotides. Its product is annotated as alpha/beta-hydrolase. Bases 1 to 1272 code for a protein of 423 amino acids. Gene Ontology annotation, molecular function: epoxide hydrolase activity. The transcript has 5 exons. The record is from RefSeq and is a predicted model, not a curated record. NCBI's taxonomy places the organism in Eukaryota, Fungi, Ascomycota, Sordariomycetes, Glomerellales, Plectosphaerellaceae. Gene Ontology annotation, biological process: epoxide metabolic process.